Messenger RNA from Acaulospora colombiana, 945 nucleotides. The record is from the annotation of a GenBank genome assembly. Lineage: Eukaryota; Fungi; Glomeromycota; Glomeromycetes; Diversisporales; Acaulosporaceae.
AUGCCAAAGUCAAAACCUCUCAAGUUCCUCAAGAGACAAGAUAAUUUGCAAGGUGUAGGUGCCACCUCCACACAAGCAACCGAAUGUCCAACGCGUGAAGUUACUAACCCGCCACCCAGCCUUGUACUACCUUUUCCGCCACAAGUCAAGGCCGAAGAUUUGUUGGAUUGUGGGACUCGCCAGCUUCCUUCGAAGCCGCCAAAUGCAUUCUUCAUCUAUAGAAAAGUUUACACUAAAGAAUUGAUCGCUCAAAAUCUUAGGUUCAAAAUGACAGACGUUUCCCCCUGGGUGUCAAUGUCUUGGAAACGCGAGUCCGAGGACGUGAAGAUGAAAUACAAAGAGAUUGCGAAGGAAGUUCGCCAAAUUUACAAAAAAGCAAAACAGGAUAAUAUCAAUGACAUGGAGGGGUUGUCCGCCGAAAUCGCUUCUACGCAAUUCGGUAAUUCAUCAUUUCCCACUCCGUCUCUCACCGACUCUCAGUCGUCGACUCCAGAACUAAACCAGGACCUCUAUCAGUCACCGACUCCAGAACUAUCUCAGGACCAGGACCUCUAUCAAUUUGGAUUGUCCUUUCAAUCUGACUUACAAGCCGCUCUCAAUGGGCGAGAUCUCGACUUUUUUGACUGUUCGUCGAUGGAACAUUUCCAAAUCACCAAUCCCCUCGGUCUCAUUUCCUUCCAGCCACAGGACGUCCCCUCUACCUUUUGGCAAGGGAAUGACAAUUGCAACGGAGGUCCAUCCACUGGCAUGACCGAAAUCUCUGAUGACCUAAUUCAACAUCCUGACUACGCUGGACUCGCGCACCAAAAUUUAGAUAAUUAUUUUCAAUUCGCCGACUCUCAGCAAUUUGACAUCGAACAAAUCUGGAACUUCCAAGAGAACCUGGAUUUCUUGUUUGAUGACAUGAAUCAACCAUCCCAGUGGUCAACAGGCGUAGAUCAAUGA